GGAUCCCUCCGCGCGGCCGGCGCAGUGAAGAGCGGGGCCAGCCGGGAGUCGGCAGCUGCUUCGCCUUUCCUUCACGUCUGUAUCCUUCCGCCGGCGGGGGCCGCUUCCGGCUCGCUGCGCUCCGCCAUUGCGGCUCUGCCUGCCCGGGCCCCGCUGAUUCGGCUCCGGCCCGGCCGCCGCCAUGGCCCAGAUCCUGCCCAUCCGCUUCCAGGAGCACCUGCAGCUCCAGAACCUGGGUAUCAACCCAGCUAAUAUUGGUUUCAGUACUCUGACAAUGGAGUCAGACAAAUUCAUCUGCAUAAGAGAGAAGGUAGGAGAACAAGCGCAGGUGGUGAUCAUUGACAUGAAUGACCCCAGCAAUCCCAUUCGCAGACCAAUUUCUGCUGACAGUGCUAUCAUGAACCCUGCCAGCAAAGUCAUUGCACUGAAAGCUGGGAAAACCCUUCAGAUCUUUAAUAUUGAGAUGAAGAGUAAAAUGAAGGCUCAUACCAUGACAGAUGAUGUGACCUUCUGGAAGUGGAUCUCUCUGAAUACUGUUGCUCUUGUGACUGACAAUGCAGUCUACCACUGGAGUAUGGAGGGAGAGUCUCAGCCGGUGAAAAUGUUUGAUCGCCAUUCUAGCCUCGCAGGCUGUCAGAUCAUCAACUAUCGUACAGAUGCUAAGCAGAAAUGGCUUCUUCUGACUGGCAUAUCUGCGCAGCAAAACCGUGUUGUGGGAGCAAUGCAGCUUUAUUCUGUAGAUAGAAAAGUGUCCCAGCCCAUUGAAGGGCAUGCAGCUAGCUUUGCACAAUUCAAAAUGGAAGGCAAUGCUGAGGAGUCGACUCUCUUUUGUUUUGCAGUAAGAGGACAAGCUGGGGGCAAGUUGCAUAUCAUUGAAGUUGGCACCCCACCAACAGGGAACCAGCCAUUUCCAAAGAAAGCUGUGGAUGUGUUCUUUCCUCCUGAAGCACAGAAUGACUUUCCUGUAGCAAUGCAGAUCAGUGAUAAGCAUGAUGUGGUAUUCCUGAUAACAAAAUAUGGCUACAUCCAUUUGUAUGACCUUGAAACGGGCACCUGUAUCUACAUGAACAGAAUUAGUGGAGAAACCAUAUUUGUCACUGCACCACAUGAAGCAACAGCUGGAAUCAUAGGAGUUAACAGAAAAGGACAAGUGCUUUCAGUAUGUGUGGAAGAAGAGAACAUCAUUCCUUACAUCACUAAUGUGCUGCAGAAUCCUGACCUGGCUCUGCGGAUGGCUGUCCGCAAUAAUUUGGCAGGAGCUGAGGAACUGUUUGCUCGUAAAUUCAAUGCACUCUUUGCACAAGGAAAUUACUCCGAGGCAGCCAAGGUGGCAGCCAAUGCACCAAAGGGAAUCCUGCGUACUCCAGACACCAUACGCCGGUUCCAGAGUGUUCCUGCUCAGCCUGGUCAGACUUCUCCCUUGCUCCAGUAUUUUGGAAUCCUGCUGGACCAAGGUCAGCUGAACAAGUACGAGUCUCUGGAACUCUGCAGGCCAGUACUUCAGCAGGGACGCAAACAGCUGCUGGAGAAAUGGUUAAAAGAAGACAAGUUGGAGUGCUCAGAGGAAUUGGGAGACCUAGUGAAGUCUGUUGAUCCUACACUGGCACUUAGUGUCUAUCUGAGAGCUAAUGUUCCUAACAAAGUCAUUCAGUGUUUUGCUGAAACUGGACAAGUCCAGAAGAUAGUUUUGUAUGCCAAGAAGGUUGGAUAUACUCCCGACUGGAUUUUCUUAUUGAGAAAUGUCAUGCGCAUCAGCCCUGAUCAAGGGCAGCAAUUUGCUCAAAUGCUGGUUCAGGAUGAAGAGCCUCUUGCAGAUAUCACACAGAUUGUGGAUGUCUUUAUGGAGUAUAACUUAAUUCAGCAAUGUACCGCCUUUCUUUUGGAUGCACUGAAGAAUAAUCGUCCCUCUGAGGGUCCCCUCCAGACGCGCUUACUUGAAAUGAACCUCAUGCAUGCACCUCAGGUUGCAGAUGCCAUCUUGGGAAACCAGAUGUUUACUCACUAUGACAGGGCCCACAUUGCUCAGCUCUGUGAGAAAGCUGGCUUGCUGCAGAGAGCACUAGAACACUUCACUGACUUGUAUGAUAUCAAGCGUGCAGUAGUUCAUACUCAUCUUCUCAACCCUGAGUGGCUAGUGAAUUACUUUGGCUCCCUCUCUGUAGAGGACUCGCUAGAAUGCCUGCGUGCUAUGCUGUCUGCUAACAUUCGUCAAAACCUGCAGAUUUGUGUCCAAGUAGCUUCAAAAUACCAUGAACAGCUCUCAACACAGUCACUCAUUGAGCUGUUUGAGUCUUUCAAGAGCUUUGAAGGUUUAUUUUAUUUCUUGGGUUCCAUUGUAAACUUCAGCCAAGACCCAGAUGUGCACUUCAAAUAUAUUCAAGCUGCAUGCAAGACGGGCCAAAUCAAAGAAGUUGAAAGAAUCUGCAGAGAAAGUAACUGCUAUGAUCCAGAGAGGGUUAAAAACUUUUUGAAGGAAGCAAAACUGACUGACCAGUUACCACUUAUAAUUGUGUGUGAUCGCUUUGAUUUUGUCCAUGAUCUGGUACUGUACCUGUACAGAAACAAUCUUCAAAAAUAUAUAGAGAUCUACGUACAGAAGGUAAAUCCAAGCCGUCUUCCUGUUGUCAUUGGGGGACUGCUUGAUGUGGAUUGCUCUGAAGAUGUUAUAAAGAAUCUGAUUCUUGUUGUGAGAGGCCAGUUCUCAACUGAUGAGCUUGUUGCAGAAGUAGAAAAAAGAAACAGGCUGAAACUGCUUCUACCUUGGUUGGAAGCAAGGAUUCAUGAGGGUUGUGAGGAGCCUGCUACUCACAAUGCAUUAGCCAAAAUAUACAUAGACAGUAACAACAACCCAGAAAGAUUUCUCCGUGAGAAUCCUUAUUAUGAUAGUCGUGUUGUGGGGAAGUACUGUGAGAAGAGAGACCCUCACCUGGCCUGUGUGGCUUACGAGCGUGGGCAGUGUGACUUGGAGCUUAUUAAUGUAUGCAACGAAAACUCACUCUUCAAGAGCCUUUCACGUUACUUAGUUCGCCGCAAGGACCCCGAGUUGUGGGCCAGUGUGCUGUUGGAAAGCAACCCUUACAGAAGACCACUUAUUGACCAGGUUGUGCAGACUGCACUGUCGGAGACUCAGGACCCUGAAGAAGUGUCUGUUACUGUAAAGGCUUUCAUGACUGCAGAUCUUCCCAAUGAGCUCAUUGAACUGCUGGAGAAAAUAGUUCUGGAUAACUCUGUAUUCAGUGAACACAGGAACCUGCAGAACCUCCUCAUUCUCACAGCUAUUAAGGCUGACCGCACUCGCGUCAUGGAAUAUAUCAACCGUCUGGAUAAUUACGAUGCUCCAGAUAUUGCCAACAUUGCUAUCAGCAAUGAGCUUUUUGAGGAGGCUUUUGCCAUCUUCAGAAAAUUUGAUGUCAACACCUCAGCUGUGCAGGUACUGAUUGAACACAUUGGAAACCUGGACCGUGCAUAUGAGUUUGCUGAACGCUGCAAUGAGCCUGCUGUGUGGAGUCAGCUUGCUAAAGCGCAGCUUCAGAAAGGGAUGGUAAAGGAAGCAAUUGACUCCUACAUUAAAGCAGAUGAUCCUUCCUCCUACAUGGAAGUUGUUCAAGCUGCUAAUGCCAGUGGAAACUGGGAAGAGCUGGUGAAGUACCUCCAGAUGGCACGCAAGAAGGCCCGAGAGUCGUAUGUGGAAACGGAACUCAUUUUUGCUCUGGCUAAGACAAAUCGUCUAGCUGAGUUGGAAGAGUUUAUCAAUGGACCUAAUAAUGCUCACAUUCAGCAGGUUGGCGAUCGCUGUUAUGAUGAGAGGAUGUAUGACGCUGCUAAGCUAUUGUAUAAUAAUGUAUCAAACUUUGGCCGGCUGGCAUCCACGCUAGUCCACUUAGGUGAAUACCAAGCGGCUGUAGAUGGUGCUCGGAAAGCAAACAGUACUCGGACAUGGAAGGAGGUGUUUUUUGCCUGUGUUGCAGAUGAGCUAGAAGAACUUAUCAACUAUUACCAGGAUCGUGGCUAUUUUGAAGAGCUGAUAACCAUGUUGGAAGCUGCGCUAGGACUUGAGCGUGCACACAUGGGCAUGUUUACAGAGCUAGCGAUCCUGUAUUCUAAAUUCAAGCCACAGAAGAUGAGGGAGCACUUGGAACUCUUCUGGUCAAGAGUCAAUAUUCCCAAGGUGCUAAGAGCUGCAGAACAAGCUCACCUCUGGGGUGAACUGGUGUUCCUGUAUGAUAAAUAUGAAGAGUAUGACAAUGCUAUCAUCACAAUGAUGAACCACCCAACAGAUGCUUGGAAAGAAGGACAAUUUAAAGACAUAAUCACAAAGGUGGCUAAUGUGGAGCUGUAUUAUAAAGCAAUCCAUUUUUAUUUGGAGUUUAAACCCUUGCUGCUCAACGACCUUCUGAUGGUGCUGUCUCCCCGGCUGGAUCAUACUCGUGCUGUCACCUUCUUCAGUAAGGUUAAACAGCUGCCGCUGGUGAAACCUUACUUGCGCUCUGUUCAAAACCACAACAACAAAUCUGUGAAUGAGUCGCUGAAUAAUCUCUUCAUUAUAGAAGAAGACUAUCAGGCUCUUAGGACAUCUAUAGAUGCCUAUGACAACUUUGACAACAUUUCCCUCGCUCAACGUUUGGAGAAGCAUGAACUGAUAGAGUUCAGGAGAAUUGCUGCCUAUCUCUUUAAAGGCAACAACCGCUGGAAACAGAGUGUAGAACUCUGCAAGAAAGACAGACUUUACAAGGAUGCAAUGCAAUAUGCUUCAGAAUCCAAAGAUACAGAGUUGGCUGAAGAAUUGCUGCAGUGGUUCUUGCAGGAAGACAAGAGGGAAUGCUUUGGAGCUUGCCUCUUUACCUGCUAUGAUCUUCUGAGGCCAGAUGUUGUCUUGGAAACUGCAUGGAGGCAUAACAUCAUGGACUUUGCCAUGCCCUAUUUUAUUCAGGUCAUGAAGGAGUACUUGACAAAGGUUGAUGCAAUAAAGGAAAAGGUUGACAAACUGGAUGCCUCUGAGUCUUUGAGAAAGGAAGAGGAGCAAGCUACAGAAACGCAACCAAUUGUUUAUGGUCAGCCACAGCUAAUGUUGACAGCAGGACCCAGUGUUGCAGUUCCUCCACAAGCACCUUUUGGCUAUGGCUAUACUGCACCUCCAUAUGGGCAACCUCAGCCUGGUUUUGGAUACACCAUGUAAGGUGCAGCACAAGCCUCUGGAGCGAUCAUAUUUUUCUUACUGAAACUCCACCGUCCCACCCCGCUUCUUUUUCAUAACAGGGAAAAGCCAGAGUUCUGCCUCGUGUUCUUGUAACCUUUAUUUCAUGAAGGACUGUUUUUGUUUGUUUUCUAGCGCAAACUAUUGGGAUCACACCUACAUUUAAUCCUUUUUUUCACAUUCCAUGUUUAGAUCUUGUUUUAAAGGGGAAUAGCUUAAUUUUUUGUUCUGUUCAGAUGGGCUUUUCUGCAGGACCGCUUCUUACCAUUAAAACAGUCUGUUGUGAAGAUUGAGAUUUGCACUCUAUAGUGUUCAACUCUAAUAUUGAAUCUCUUUUCAUUGUAUGUGAGCAGCUUACAAUAUGUACUGUCUAUCUAAAUGCAUUUUAAGUCUCAUUGUAUAUUCAGAGAAAGCUAAAGCAGAGAUUUGUAUCUGAUCUUGCAAGACUGCCGAUGAAAGACAACACUAAUCAGCAUAUCCUACCCUGGUUGGAUUGCAUAGCUCUUAAAACAAAUUAAAUGCGUAAAGACAACCUUGCCUGACUUAAAAAUGAGUAAAGUUUCCCUUAACCUAUGCAGGUUUUCCAUUUAUGCAUAUAGAAAAAUGCUAGUGUUUGGCUCACUCCAUAUGUAACAAUGACCUUUAUGUUGUGCUGUAUUCUGUGCUUUUUGUGGGACAUUCCAUUCAGGAACAGAGCACCAUGAUUCCAAUCUAUGUAUUUACUAACCCUGCCCUGAGGUUUGUGUAUGUUGGAUAUUGUGGUGUUUUAGAUCACUGUUUUUGAGUGUACAGAAGAGAGAAUUCGAGCAAAAAUAUUGCUGUUCAGUUUUUGUUUGUGCAAUUUGAAAUUACUCAAAUUUAAAAAAAAAAAUAAAUUACUGGACUGUGGACAUUCUGUAUAGUGGUAGUUUCACUUACGUAUUUUUUUUUUUUUUUCUCUUUCUCUGAAACCAACUCUUUCCAGUUCAGGCCAAUGUUUGCAGUAUCAGGAGCCCAAGGUCAGACAGUAUUCCAGAGGUCAGUAAGGGGCUCUCAGCUUAGCAAAACAAAUAGAAUGGAGACCACUUCAAAGUGGUGUCUUGCACUGAGGGAUUAUGCAGGAGAAUAACUUUUUAAUGCUCUUCCUAUUAACUAAGGGAUUAUCAGAUGGGGGUGGAAAAUGGCACUUUUUCUGCAGUUGGCUAUUUUGACCAACUACAGCAUAUCAACUAGGUGAUGCUCCGGGCUUGUAGCUAAGUGUUUUUUUUUUUUUGUCGUUUUUUUUUUUGUUUUUCAGUUUAAAUCAAUGAAGAUCAUGUUCUAGCUAUGUUUAAGCUGCCUUAAUAUAGCUUCCAAUAAAACUUGACCUAAACAUUUGA
Messenger RNA from Alligator sinensis (Chinese alligator), 6552 nucleotides. RefSeq names its product clathrin heavy chain (gene CLTC). Gene Ontology annotation, molecular function: clathrin light chain binding; structural molecule activity. Lineage: Eukaryota; Metazoa; Chordata; Crocodylia; Alligatoridae. The transcript has 33 exons. Gene Ontology annotation, cellular component: clathrin coat of coated pit; clathrin-coated endocytic vesicle; extracellular exosome. Gene Ontology annotation, biological process: intracellular protein transport; clathrin coat assembly; receptor-mediated endocytosis. Bases 182 to 5176 code for a protein of 1664 amino acids. The record is from RefSeq and is a predicted model, not a curated record.